AAAAGAAUUUGAGGCUGAUAAGUAGUUUAAGAAAAGGUCCACUAAAUUAUGGAUGUCUUCCCUCAGUCAUAAAUACCAAUUGAGUUUUGCACUCCGUUCCAUCAGAAGUGGACUGUUGAAAAUUAAUAGCCCGUGUUAUUGUGCUAAUGUAUGUGCUUGCAUGUUUUCUAAGUGGUGAUUUAUUGGACCGUAAAGAGAAACACUUAAAAAUCUUCUGAACACUUUUAAGUGUAAAGUCUAAGAAAGUUUUUUUUAAAAAAUUACUUUGUGGUCCAUAAAUUGACCCUUAUGCUCUUUCUAAAUUAUAACAAAGUAAAUUAAUUCAUUUUCUUUCCUACUUCUAGGACAGUUGCGAAUUUAAUAUUUAUACAACACUUGGGUAGUUGUAGUCUAAUAGAGUUACUUUGAAGUUUUAAAGCCACAUAAAAAUUGUUAUAGUAGAUUAAAGAGUAGAGCUGACUGGAUCUCAGUUUCCUCAUCUGUAAAUUAUGGGGAAAUUAAUUAAAUGAUUUAAGUCCUUUUCAAAAAAAAAAAAAUGUAGAGCUGAUCACAGAAAAGACAAAGAGGCCGUGCCUUAGGUAUGCCUCUCCUCAUAUAAGAUCAGAGCUAGUAGUUGCAAAAUAAGGACAAUCCUUUCUUCACCCACAACUUGGGGGGGGGGAGGGGGAGGCGGUGGUACACUCUCCUGAGUAAGUAGCCUCCCUUCCUCAUCUCUAGAUUGAAUUUGUUUAUAUUAAUCAGAAUUGGUUCAGCAACUUUAGGGAAUGUGUGCUUUCUCCACCUCCCCACCAGCAAGAAUGUUAAACAUAGUUUGGGAGGAUACAUAUUCCACAAUUUAAAGUAUGUAAUUUGAAGAAUGUAUGAUGUUUGAGAAACCUGAAAAAUGCAUUAUUGGGGCAAAUAUGUAAUGAUUGAGAAAUCCAAAAUGCAUUAGAAAUAUGUAUUAAUCACAUUUUUAAAAAUUAUUUUUAUGUGGUCUAGUUAGUCCUUUGAAAUCAGUCUUAACUAGGCAAGAUGAAGAUGGCAUAUCUGAAAUAGAACUGAAAAAUGAGGAAAAAGUAUCAGAAGUUGUAAAAGAACCUCCUAGCAUCUUGGAUUCAUCUGAUUUAACAAGAGAGAGACACAUCUCAAUCCAAAGGCAGCUUGCUGAUCUAGAGAAGUUAGCCUUCGUAGCUGAAGAUUUUGACUCUGCCAGUUCAUUGAACUCAGAUAAUCUUGAUGCAGGAAACAAACAGUCUUGUCCAUUGUGCCCCAAGGAGAAAUUCAGAGCUUGUAAUAGCCAUAAGCUUCGUCGUCACCUUCAAAAUUUACACUGGAAAGUCUCAGUUGAAUUUGAAGGUUAUAGGAUGUGCAUCUGUCACUUACCUUGUCGACCAGUGAAACCAAACAUUAUUGGAGAACAGAUAUCCAGUAAAAUGGGCGCCCAUUAUCAUUGUAUCAUUUGUUCAGCAACAAUCACCAGAAGGACCGAUAUGCUGGGACAUGUUAGGCGACAUGUGAAUAAAGGAGAGACGAAAUCCAGGUAUAUUGCUGCUUCUGCUGCAAAACCACCUAAUGAAAUUUUGAAAGAGGCAGACACAGAUGUACAAGUUUGUCCUAACUAUUCUAUACCUCAAAAAACAGAUUCCUAUUUUAAUCCCAAAAUGAAACUAAAUCGGCAGCUAAUAUUCUGUACCUUGGCUGCUUUGGCUGAGGAACGAAAACCUUUGGAAUGUCUAGAUGCCUUCGGAGCCACUGGGAUAAUGGGAUUACAAUGGGCAAAACAUCUUGGAAGUGCAGUUAAGGUUACAAUUAAUGACUUGAAUGAGAACUCUGUGACACUGAUUCAGGAAAACUGCCAUUUAAACAAAUUGAAAGUGGUGGUGGACAGUAAGGAAAAGGAAGAGAGUGAUGAUAUUCUUGAAGAAGGAGAGGAAGACCUUGGUAAUAUUAAGGUGACCAAAAUGGACGCCAAUGUACUGAUGCAUUUGAGAUCCUUUGAUUUCAUACACCUAGACCCUUUUGGAACAUCUGUGAACUAUCUAGAUUCUGCAUUCAGAAAUAUAAGAAACCUUGGCAUAGUUUCAGUGACUUCUACAGAUAUCAGUUCUUUAUAUGCCAAGGCACAGCAUGUUGCCCGGCGUCACUACGGCUGUAAUAUUGUCCGAACUGAAUAUUACAAGGAACUAGCGGCCAGAAUUGUUGUAGCUGCAGUGGCAAGAGCUGCAGCCCGAUGUAACAAAGGCAUUGAGGUACUGUUUGCAGUGGCUCUGGAACAUUUUGUGUUGGUUGUCGUGAGAGUUUUGAGGGGGCCUACCUCUGCAGAUGAGACAGCCAAGAAGAUUCAGUACCUGAUCCAUUGUCAGUGGUGUGAAGAGAGAAUUUUUCAGAAGGAUGGUAAUAUGGUAGAAGAAAACCCAUAUAGACAGCUGCCCUGUAACUGUCAUGGAAGCAUGCCUGGAAAGACAGCGAUAGAACUUGGACCACUAUGGUCAAGUUCCCUUUUCAAUACUGGAUUCCUCAAAAGAAUGCUAUUUGAAUCUUUUCACCAUAGUCUGGAUGACAUUCAGACCCUAAUAAAGACAUUAAUCUUUGAAUCAGAGUGUACUCCUCAAAGUCAGUUUUCAGUUCAUGCACCUUCAAAUCUCAACAAGCAAGAAGAAUAUGGUGUGUUUAUUAAAACUACAGAUGAUACCACAACAGAUAAUUACACUGCACAAGGAAAGAGAAAAGGUAAUGAAACAAUCACAACUUUAGCCAAAAGGCAGAAGACUGAUGUCAGUACUGAACAUCCUCCCUUUUAUUACAACAUCCACAGACACAGCAUUAAAGGAAUGAAUAUGCCAAAGUUGAAAAAGUUUUUGUGCUAUCUUUCUCAAGCAGGCUUUCGAGUAAGCCGGACUCAUUUUGACCCAAUGGGUGUUCGUACAGAUGCACCUCUGAUGCAGUUUAAGUCCAUCCUUUUGAAGUACAGCACCCCUACCUAUACUGGAGGACAGUCGGAGGGCCACGUCCAGUCAGCAUCCGAAGAUACAGUAGCUGACAGGGUUGAAAUGUCAGUGAAUGACAAAGCAGAAGCAAACAGUUGCAGAAGAUGGUAAAUGUAGAGAAGAGUUACUCAGAUGUCUGUAUAGAUGGCCUAAUCUCUAUACCAACUGUAGUUCUUUUUCUAUUCUUUCAAUUCAGUGGUGUAAAAAUAAAAAACAGUGCUGUUUUCAUUCAGAAAA
Messenger RNA from Mirounga angustirostris (Northern elephant seal), 3206 nucleotides. RefSeq names its product tRNA methyltransferase 1 like (gene TRMT1L). The coding region runs from base 1347 to 3080 and encodes 577 amino acids. Gene Ontology annotation, biological process: tRNA N2-guanine methylation. Gene Ontology annotation, cellular component: nucleus. Gene Ontology annotation, molecular function: RNA binding; tRNA (guanine(10)-N2)-methyltransferase activity. The record is from RefSeq and is a predicted model, not a curated record. The transcript is spliced from 15 exons. Lineage: Eukaryota; Metazoa; Chordata; Mammalia; Carnivora; Phocidae.